Stereum hirsutum FP-91666 SS1 is the source of this 1713-nucleotide messenger RNA. RefSeq lists its product as uncharacterized. Bases 1 to 1713 code for a protein of 570 amino acids. The transcript has 3 exons. The record is from RefSeq and is a predicted model, not a curated record. NCBI's taxonomy places the organism in Eukaryota, Fungi, Basidiomycota, Agaricomycetes, Russulales, Stereaceae.
AUGUCUGCGCCCUCAAAUCCUGCACCUAGCCCGCUUGUCGACAAGGGCUUCGAGUCGAAGCCACUAGCGGUGGUUAUACCCUCGAAGCACAUAGACGAGGACGAGUCGAUACGCGACCAGCUAUUUGAGAGGAUAAUCUGGAAGAAGGCCACGGGCUCACGGUACGGUCUUCUGAGCUUCGACACCAAAAUGCCUUUAGCUGCCCGUGCUUCAGUUCCGGAGCAUGCAGAUCGGCCACGCUCUGAGUCCAACGCCAACACUUCCUCAACAAACCCUGACCUUCCGCAGAUCGAUCAUGUUGAUACAGGUCCACUCGCUCUUGACGCUCUAGAUCCCGAUGUAUCGUAUUCUGUCGUGCCAGCUUCGAGUGUGACGCCGUCGUUUUCGGGAUGUCAAGCUGCUGCUACAGAUGAUUGCUCUCUCGCUCAGACUAAGAUCGUAUUUGUCGAGGACCCAGUUGAUGAGGAAGAUUAUGAUAGUGAUGACGACGAUAGCGACGACGAUGAUUCAAGUUAUGACCAUUUGUUCUCACCUCCUCCCAGGCGCUUUGCGAGAGAGGCUGCGCCUCCUCCCGAAGUCGACUCUCCUACUCCCCAGAUUCCUUCGGUUGGAACUCCUUCUAAACGCUCCUCUCCUCAUACGGGGGUUCUCACUCCCCGUCCUCCCAUCAACUCUGCGGACUUCGUCCCUCUUCCAAUUCCUCCGCCACCACCUCGGCCUCCGAAGCGCUUACGAUCUCCGCCUGAAGACACACCCAUGGAAGAGACAUAUAAACCACACUCUUGUCUCCCUAGCCCGCUCAACCCUCUGGUGUCAGGGCCUCCCCUCGUAAAAUUGACCGACAAUAGCCCACCGAGAAAGACGCUCGAAGACAAGGAUGCAGCAAGACAGGAUGACUGCCACACGUCUAGGCCUCGCUUUAUAGGUCCAAGGAUUGAACCCCAUCCUGUUGGCGGUGUCAAAGCCAAAUCCCAGGCGAGCUCUGAAGUGUCUAGUCAUCCUUUCACGAGAGGUACCUCUUCUCUUGACGUUAUCAAACACGAAUCCAAAGGGAAGCCUCAGGGAUCCGGUCCUUCAUCGCAGUCCAGCGCUCAGAAGCCUAAAACCGAAGUGAGCCCAUUCAGCCCCCGUAUACCCGGGCCUCCUCUCACAGGGCCGAGUACCGAGAGUCGACCGUCCGAGGUUAUCAAGCGCGAAUCGCAAGGGAAUGCAUAUACUCCUCCUGCCGAUGAUCUCGAAACUCGCUUGCUGAAAUAUAUGCAAUCUUCUGAGAGGAAUUCACAGUCCAGACAGGGUUCCGCUGGUUUUCAGCAAGUACAGAGCCUGACAAGGCGCUCACAUGACGUUGAUACUUAUGAUCUCAGAGCCAUCGGACGUUUUUGCCGUCCGGUCACUCCCAUCCCCGAGCCCAGUCUUGCUGGGCUUUCUUCAUCCAGAAAACAUCCUCGGGACCCGGAUGAUGCUCAGCUGAAAAUCCAGUAUCCGGCCAAGAAGACUCGUUUGGCGAAUCCGCGCGCCCUCGAACAGAAAGACAAGAACGUGAAUAACAAGAAACGCACUCGUGACGAAGGGGAAGACGACCUUGUCAAGAAAUCUUUGGACGAACAUGGGUACGCUCUUGUAGGCACGAGCUCUUCAAGUCUUGACGAGCGCGAGUUGAAGAGGCUCAGGACGAUAAGCAGAGAGUCUCAGUCUAGACAGGGGAGCCGCUGA